UAGCUUUCAACCCCUCCGUCAUAAUCGCAACGGAGAGACCGAAACUGAAGCGAGAUAAUUUUCCAGAACACCUCAGCUAUAAGCGAAAUCACGAGAAUCGAUCGCAUUAGUAACACUCGGCGCGCGCCAAGGGUAAACACAAGAGAUCGCGACGAUGUCGGCUCCCGUAGAUACGAGCAAAGUGACAGAUUCAGGCGCCGAAUCGCCAACCACAGCGCAACCGCUUGAUAUGUCAGAUGAUGAGGUGCAGGAAUCCGGAAUAACAGGAGACGGCACCGUAUCACCAAUGCUUGGCUCAAGGCAAAGCUCAGAGGGCCCAACCCCUCCACCAAAGCCUCCGCGUCCCAUGACCGAGGCGCAGAAGAAUCAGAUCACUCUGAAAGAGGCAUUUCCGACAGUUGACGAUAAUGUCAUUAAAGCGGUCUUGAGAGCAAGUGGCGGCCAGGUCGAGCCCGCCUUCAACGCUCUACUAGAAAUGACCGACCCAGAAGCGGUUCUCAACGAGCCGCAAGAAGUUCCGCCCCAGCAGCCCCCAAGGCCUUCGCGAUCCCAGAUUGAAGCAGACGAGCUAUAUGCGCGCCAGUUGGCAGAGCACUACGAUAACGUCGGCGCCUACGAAGCUCGCACCUCCAACCGUGGCGGUAAUGGGCGCACAAGAUCGCAGCCCGGCUACGAAGGAGAGGAGCGAGAGCAUAGCUUUAUAGAUGACGACCUCCCAAUCAUCCGCGAGAACCUCCGACAGGGAUUCGUGGAGACUCAGUCGAAGGUCAACGGCUGGAUUAGUAUGAUGAAGAAAAAGAUCGAGGAGAAUUUCGACGAGAGUGACGAUGCUCACCGCAGCGAUGGGCCUCAGUAUCGCCAUGGUGGGCCUAGCAACAGGAGUACGGAUUAUGACGCAGAUCCGCAGGUGCUUAGUGAUGAUUUCGCUGGUAUGAAGUUCUCGUCGGACGGCACCCCUGCUCAUAACAUCCGACCGAUGGCCAAUACUGGCGUUUACAGACCACCUCCUUCAGCUUCACCGCGACCAGAGGGCCGAAGAGUGGGAUUCAAGGACGAACCUGAAGAGAUUAAGAUGUAUGAUGCUUCGCCAAAACUCUCUCCCAAGGGCGAGACCCCGGGCGCAACAGGGGCCAAGGCAAGCAAAUGGCAGCCGCUCUCUAGCGUGGAGCCAGAUCCGAUUACCGAUAACGAUCCUUUCAGCUUGGGAGAUAGUGAGGACGAGGGGGAGACAAAAGAGAAGCCGAAGGAUGGCAAGUUGGACGAUGCCGAGCGGUUGAAAAAGGCGGCUGCCGAGGCGAUGGCUGAUAGUCUGGUCGAUCCAGCGAAAGAAGGAGAUUCAAGCGCAAAGAAGAGCUGAUUGCUUGAUGAAGAUGAAACGGGAUGGAGUUAAAUUACCUUAAAAGUAAUCAAUGGCGAGGCUGCUCAUGUUUUUAAAAUCCUUUAUCUGUGCUGUUGCUUUCAAGUGGUAACUGAAAUUAAGCAACAGCAAUUUCCUGGUGCUUUGGAAGGUUUAUUACGAUUUUGGGUGACAUCGUUUAGUUUCGUACUGUAGAUGCUACCUGUUGAAUAGGAAGGUAAGAUUUAUGAAGACUACCUCCAUAGCUACUAGGUAGUAAUAUGCAUGACUGCGACGUCUUGAGUACGAUUAGCGAAUUGAAUCUGCUGCGCGCUUGAC
Trichoderma asperellum CBS 433.97 is the source of this 1675-nucleotide messenger RNA. RefSeq lists its product as uncharacterized. Gene Ontology annotation, molecular function: ubiquitin binding; ubiquitin conjugating enzyme binding. The record is from RefSeq and is a predicted model, not a curated record. Gene Ontology annotation, biological process: ubiquitin-dependent protein catabolic process. Gene Ontology annotation, cellular component: cytoplasm. Lineage: Eukaryota; Fungi; Ascomycota; Sordariomycetes; Hypocreales; Hypocreaceae.